ACAAGGCCACGCAGGUAGUUCGAGACCUGUCUUACCGUCCCCCUUUUUGUCCCUCAGGUUUCCCUUGCAUCGCUCUGAGGACGCUGCGGAGUCCCAUCUACCUGCUGGUGGUUCUGGCGCAGGUCAACCUGGCGGCGCUGCUGGCCGGCCUCGCCACCUUCAUGGCCAAGUUCAUCGAGAGACAGUUCAGCCAGACUGUCUCCUUCUCCACCAUGAUGAUAGGGGGGGUGUGCAUCCCGCUGGCGGUGCUGGGCAUCGUCCUGGGCGGCGUCCUGAUGCGGAGGUUGAACAUUUCGGUCGCCGGUGCCAGUAAGUUGUGCACCGCCGCCAUCUUGCUCUGCUUGUUCUCCUCCACGCCGCUGCUGCUCGUUGGCUGCUCCACCCAGAGGGUCGCCGGCGUCUAUCCUCCCAGGUACUCACACCGUCACUCUGCCGAACUCACACCGUCACUCUGCCGAACUCACACC
Messenger RNA from Etheostoma cragini (Arkansas darter), 467 nucleotides. Its product is annotated as solute carrier organic anion transporter family member 2B1-like. Gene Ontology annotation, molecular function: bile acid transmembrane transporter activity. The transcript has 2 exons. Gene Ontology annotation, biological process: transmembrane transport; sodium-independent organic anion transport; bile acid and bile salt transport. The annotation marks the transcript as partial. NCBI's taxonomy places the organism in Eukaryota, Metazoa, Chordata, Actinopteri, Perciformes, Percidae. The record is from RefSeq and is a predicted model, not a curated record. Gene Ontology annotation, cellular component: membrane.